AUGAAUAGAGUGGAAGAGGAAGUAAUCGAAGCAGCCUUGCACGAAGAAGAAAUCGGAGAAGAAGAGGAAAUUGAAGAAGGAGACGAAGAAACUUUGGCUCUCCGACGAGAAAAAUGGCAGCCUUAUCUGGUUUACGUGGACGAUUUAAUUUCCAAAGGUCUUAUCCAAGCAGUUUCUACGAGUAUCUGUUAUAUCCUAGACGAAACUGAUCCUGAAGGUAACAUAUACCCCUCGUUCGAAAUACAACUAUGUUUAGAGGCAAGUAUCAAAUUUGAUCCAUGUUGCAAUCAACUAAAAUCAACUUCUACAAGACUAGAUCCGAACAUUGGUUUUCGACCAUCGGUGAUCGUAGACGACCCAGAAGGAUUUUACACCUUCGUGGAAUCCAUUUUGCUUGACGCCAUGAAGAUGGGUACCCUUAUGCCUCGGGUUAAUCCCGAAUUAAUAGAAGAACAAGAACAUUACGCGAACGACGUCGCCGAGGAAGAAGGCAUCGUGUUCAUGUUGGAGGAAAUUUGUAACCGGGUCAAAUUUGCUCUGACUGUAGCGAGGGACCAUGCUGAGAAAUACGAGACAUUUUCUUGGUUAUGGUUGGAUGACAGACAAGAGUAUUUAUCGUACUUCCUCCAGUACUCUCGAUACGUAAAUCCCGAAGUAAGACAGAUUCUAAAAGAACGUCCAGAUUAUAUACCAGAGAAUAUGAAACCGAAGAAACCAGAUUUGUCAGAUUUCAAAAGGGAAAUCGAUUAUUUUGUGGAUCUGUAUAAAAGUGUCGAUAACAUGCCAAACGAAGAGGUGUUCAGUCGAUGGUUAAGACUCGACUUGAAACCGUUUAAGCAAGCUCUUUUGAACACCAUCUGUAAAUGGUCGAAUGUGCUUAAAGAAUAUCUCGUCAAUAAAAUCACCAAAGAAUUACGUGACCUCUCAGAAUUCAUACAAGCAGCAAUGAACAACUUCGCGCAGCCCAUUCAAGAAGACGAUUACGAAGCCCUCUUAGAAACAAUUUACUUCUUAAAAGAAGUGAGAGAUCGUCAAUUCGAGAUCGAAGACAUGUUCGAGCCUAUCAAGAAAACGAUUGAAAUGCUGGAAGAGUAUCAAGUGUUUAUUGAAGACAAAAUUUUUGAAUGGCUCUCGGAAUUACCUCAGUCUUGGGAAUCGUUGAAGAAGAUAGCUGCUCAAGUGAAGCAAGUCGUUCAACCUUUAAUGACCCGUCAAAUCGAUCUGUUGAAGAAGAGGCUAAGUUAUUACAACUUCAAGCAACUGCGUUUCUCCCUCGAAUUUCAUAGAGAGGAUGUUUUCAGACGGAGCAUUAUUCGUAGCCCCGAUUGCCCCGAUCCGUACGAGAAACUGAAUAAAUUACACGAGGAGCUUUUAAAGUUCCAAGCGGAGGAGCAAGACUUGUACAAUCAAACGGUGAUCUUCGAACAGGAAAUGCCGGAGUUUAAGGUGAUUAAACAGAUAAAGAAGGAGAUGCAGCUUUUAAAAACUGUGUGGGAUUACGUGAACGUGAUCGGAACUAGUUUAAAUGAGUGGAAGAAGACCACGUGGAAGAAGCUCGAUAUUGAAUGGAUGGAUCAAGAAUGCAAGAAACUUGUCAGAGAACUCAGACAGCUCGAUAAAGACGUACGUUCGUGGGAAUUAUACGGUAGCGUUGAAGCACAAGUGAGAAACAUGAUGGCAUCGUUAAGAGCAGUCUCCGAACUACAAAACCCCGCAAUCAGAGACAGACAUUGGAGAGAAUUGAUGGCCGAAACGAAAGUAGCGUUUAGCAUGACGGACAGUACUACUUUGGAAGAUUUAUUGAAAUUGGAGUUGCACAAAUACGAGGAAGAGGUUAAAAACAUUGUUGCUAAAUCCGUCAAAGAAAUGGCAAUGGAGAAAGUGUUGAAAGAGCUUCAUGAUACUUGGAGCUCUCUCGAAUUCGGUAAAGAGUUACACGAACGUACGAAAUUGAACGUUCUUAAGAUCGAUGACGAAACUAUAGAAACCCUCGAAGACAAUCAGGUGCAACUACAGAACAUGUUGGGUUCAAAAUUCGUGGGCUACUUUCUCGAAGAAGUUCUCGAUUGGCAGCAUAAAUUGAGCAACGCUGACGCAGUGAUCAACGUAUGGUUCGAGGUGCAACGCGCGUGGAUCCAUCUUGAAAGCAUAUUCAUAGGUUCGGAGGACAUCAGGAGUCAACUUCCGGAAGACUCGAAACGUUUCGAAAAAAUUGACAAAGAUUUCAAAGAACUUUUACGAGAAGUGACGAGUAAUUUAAACAUCAUUAAAGCGACGAACCGACCGAAACUUCUGGAGAAGCUCGAGGAGUUGCAGCUUCAGUUAAACGUUUGCGAGAAAGCUUUGGCGGAUUACUUGGAAACGAAAAGAUUGAUUUACCCGAGAUUCUAUUUCAUUUCCUCCACUGAUCUUUUGGACAUUUUGAGCAAUGGAAACAACCCUGAGUUAGUGUGCAAACAUUUGGCGAAAUUGUACGAUUCGCUGGCGAAAUUAAAGUGGAAGCUGGAUGGCGGGAAACCGACGAAAUUCGCGAUUAUGAUGAUUGCCAAAGAUGGCGAAGAAAUGGCUAUAUACGGAAGUUGCGACUGCAGCGGGAAGGUAGAAGUAUGGCUGAACCACGUGACCGAUGCGAUGAAAAAAUCGGUGAGAUAUCACGUCUCACAAGCAGUGGCCACUUACGAUGAAAAACCGCGAGAACAAUGGAUUUUCGAUCACCAAGCUCAACCUGCGCUGUGCGGCAGUCAAAUUUGGUGGACAACCGAAGUGAACAUGGCGUUCAUGAGACUUGAAGAAGGCUUCGAGAACGCGUUUAAGGAUUAUCAGAGAAAGCAAAUCAAUCAACUGAAUGCUUUGAUAACUAUUCUUUGUGGAGAUCUGAAUGACAGCGAUAGAAGGAAAAUUAUGACGAUAUGUACGAUCGAUGUGCACGCCAGGGACGUCGUCGCGAAAAUGAUUACUAUGAAGGCGGAGAACUCUUCUAGUUUUCAGUGGCAAUCGCAGCUUAGACAUAGAUGGGACGACAAAGUCGGCGACUGUUACGCGGAUAUCUGUGACGCUUCGUUCAAGUACGACUACGAAUAUUUGGGAAACGUACCUCGAUUGGUUAUAACACCGUUAACCGACAGAUGUUAUAUCACCCUAACGCAAUCGUUGCACCUUAUAAUGGGAGGUGCACCAGCUGGCCCAGCUGGCACUGGGAAAACGGAAACCACCAAGGAUCUAGGAAGAGCAUUGGGUCAAAUGGUUUACGUGUUCAAUUGCUCGGAACAAAUGGACUAUAAGUCUUGCGGGAAUAUCUACAAAGGUCUUGCCCAAGUGGGAGCAUGGGGUUGUUUCGACGAAUUCAACCGUAUUUCGGUAGAAGUGCUGUCGGUCGUAGCUGUCCAAGUAAAAUCAGUGUUGGACGGCAUAAAAAGUCGCAAAGCGACGUUCAAUUUCUUCGGUGAAGAGCUUAAUCUUGUCCCUACCGUUGGUAUGUUCAUCACCAUGAACCCUGGAUACGCGGGGAGAACGGAAUUGCCGGAGAAUUUAAAAACUUUGUUUAGGCCCUGCGCUAUGGUGGUCCCAGACUUCGACCUAAUUUGCGAGAUUAUGUUGGUGGCAGAAGGUUUCCAGGAGGCCAGAUUACUAGCCAGGAAGUUUAUCACGCUUUACCAACUUUGUCGAGAACUUCUGUCGAAGCAAGAUCACUAUGAUUGGGGUCUCAGAGCGAUUAAAUCGGUGUUGGUCGUUGCUGGAAAACUGAAGAGAGGUGACCCUCACAGACCAGAAGAUCAGGUGUUGAUGAGAGCUCUUCGAGAUUUUAAUAUCCCGAAAAUUGUUACGGACGAUGUUCCUGUGUUUAUGGGGCUGAUAGGUGAUCUGUUCCCUGCCUUGGACGUGCCACGAAAGAGAGAUCUGGACUUUGAGAAAACUGUUCGAGACUCUGCCGUAGAUUUGAAAUUGCAGCCAGAAGAUGGUUUUGUAUUAAAAGUUGUACAACUGGAAGAAUUAUUAUACGUCCGUCAUUCGGUUUUCAUCGUUGGUUCCGCUGGAACCGGGAAGACCGAAGUUUGGAAAACACUGAAUCGAACAUACUUCAAUCAGAAAUUAAGGCCGUUUUAUAACGAUUUGAAUCCUAAAGCUGUAACAACCGAUGAACUCUUCGGUGUCAUUAAUCCUGCGACUCGAGAAUGGAAAGACGGAUUGUUCUCCGUGAUAAUGAGAGAUCAAGCGAACAUGGCAGGAAAUGAUCCAAAAUGGAUCAUUUUUGAUGGCGACAUUGAUCCUAUGUGGAUCGAAUCCUUGAACACCGUCAUGGACGAUAAUAAAGUACUAACUCUGGCUAGUAACGAGAGAAUCGCAUUAACUGAUAAGAUGAGACUUUUAUUUGAAAUUUCAAAUCUUAGAACAGCGACACCAGCUACCGUUUCCAGAGCAGGGAUACUUUAUCUAAAUCCACAAGAUAUCGGCUGGUAUCCAUUCGCUAUCAGUUGGAUAGAAACAAGAGAGGGACCUGAAAGAGCAAACUUGACGAUCCUCUUUGAUAAAUACGUCCCAACACUUGUGGAUAUAAUGAAAGCUAAAUUUAAGAAAAUCACACCGAUACCAGAUAUCUGUCACAUCGAGAUGCUGUGCAAAUUAUUGGACUAUUUUUUGACCAAAGAGAAUGUGCCUCCGGAGUGUCCGAAAGAAUGGUAUGAAUUAUACUUCGCAUUCUCUUGCAUUUGGGCAUUCGGAUCAGCAACUUUUAAAGAUCAAUUGGUCGACUGGCGAAACGAGUUCAGUAAGUGGUGGGUGAAUGAAUUUAAAACGGUGAAAUUUCCACCUGGCAACGUGUUUAAUUACUACAUCGAAAAUGAAACUAAAAAGUUAAUUCCUUGGACCGAACACGUGAAGGUCUUCGAGCUCGAUACUGACAUACCUCUUCAGUCCACUUUAGUGCCAACCGGUGACACAACAUGUCUUCACUUUUUCCUGGAUGUUUUCAUCAAGGAAAGAGUGCCACUGAUGUUAAUAGGUGCCGCGGGUUCUGGGAAAAGCGUCAUCGUCGCCGAAAAAUUGUCGUCUCUUCCGGAUGAUUAUAACAUCGCCAGUGUACCUCUUAACUAUUACACUACGUCUGAAAUGUUGCAAAGAAUCCUGGAGAAACACUUGGAGAAAAAGACUGGUAGAAAUUACGGUCCACCCGGUUUGAAAAAGUUGAUUUACUUCAUUGACGAUAUGAAUAUGCCCGAAGUAGAUACAUACGGAACUGUUCAGCCUCAUACGCUAAUCAGACAGCACAUCGAUUAUGGUCAUUGGUACGACAGACUGAAAUUAAGCUUGAAAGAAAUCCACAACACUCAAUACGUUUCCUGUAUGAAUCCAACUGCUGGUAGUUUCACGAUCGAUCCCCGUUUACAAAGGCACUUCGCCGUUUUCGCGGUUAACUUUCCGACAGACGAGAACUUGGUGAUGAUCUACAGUCAAAUGUUGGAUCAGCAUCUGACAAAUCCUUUGAACAAGUUUAAUUUAACGCUAACGAAAGUAGCGGAUGAAUUAUUGAGCGCGGCACUUUACUGUCACGAAAAAAUCUCAACCACGUUUUUACCGACUGCGAUCAAGUUUCAUUACGUAUUUAAUUUACGAGAUCUUUCGAAUAUCUUUCAGGGUAUUUUGUUCGCUAAUGGAGAGACUGUACCAACUCCUAAUCAUUUGAUAAGAUUGUAUGUUCAUGAAGCAUCGAGGGUGUAUUCUGAUAAAUUAGUCACUCAUGAAGACGCGAAAACGUUUGACGCGUUGUUAAAGGAGUCUCUUCGUAAAAAUAUUGCUGACAUAGAUGAAAAUAUCAUAUUCGCAGAACCGAUAAUAUAUUGCCAUUUUGCUGAGGGAAUCGGAGAACCUAAGUACAUGCCUAUACAAGACUGGCAACGAUUAACCGCCUUACUGGACGAAGCUUUGCUUAAUUACAAUGAACUGGUGUCUGCGAUGAAUUUAGUGUUAUUCGACGACGCCAUGUACAGCGUUUGCCAAAUAAAUCGAAUUUUAGAAUCACCCAGAGGAAAUGCGCUCCUGGUAGGAGUCGGAGGCAGCGGAAAACAAUCACUUUCUGCUCUGGCAUCUUUUAUUUCGAGUCUGGAGGUCUUUCAGAUACAGUUGCGUACAGGAUACUCAAUGGAAGAUCUGAGAACCGAUCUGGCAGGUUUAUACCUGAAGUCGGGCUUGAAAAGCAUUGGAAUGACUUUCGUGAUGACCGAUUCUCACGUUGCAGACGAAAGAUUCUUGGUCGUCAUAAACGAUAUGCUUGCGUUCGGUGAAAUUUCCGAAUUAUUUGCAGAUGAAGAGAUCGAUAACAUCGUAAACGGAGUGAGAAACGAGGUGAAACAAACUGGUAUGAUGGACACGAAAGAAAAUUGCUGGAAAUUCUUUAUAGACCGAGUUCGCAGUCGAUUGAAAUGCAUUCUGUGCUUUUCUCCCGUUGGAGCGACUUUGAGAACCCGAGCCAGACAAUUUCCAGCUCUCGUCAACAACACUUCCAUCAACUGGUUCCAGAGUUGGCCGCAGGAAGCUUUAAUAUCCGUUUCCUCUAGAUUUUUACAGGAAUUAGAAGAACUUCCAGAAAAUUUAAGAGAGUCAGCAUCCCUGUUCAUGUCCUACGCGCACGCGAGCGUCAACGAUAUUUCCUCGCUUUACCUCCAAAGCGAAAAGAGAUACAAUUACGCGACACCAAAGUCAUUUCUGGAACAAAUUUCUUUAUAUUCAAAGUUACUCGUCGAGCGAACUCACAACGUGAUAGCCAUGAUAGAAAGACUGAAAAAUGGGUUAGAGAAAUUGGAGAGCUGCGCUGGACAGGUGAGCGAGUUAAGAGUCAUAUUAGCGGUUCAAGAAACUGAAUUAAAGAAGAAGAACGAGAUUGCGGAUAAAAUUCUUGCUGAAGUUCGAGCGGAAAACACUAAAGCUGAAGCUGAGAAAGCAAUUGUAUCGGAGGAAGAAGCAAAAGUAGCAGAAAUAAAAGAAACAGUGGCAGAAAGACAGAAACGUUGCGACGAAGAUUUAGCAAAGGCAGAACCAGCUGUUCGUCAAGCAGAAGCUGCUCUUGACACGUUAAACAAAAACAAUUUGACUGAACUGAAAUCAUUUGGCACACCACCGCCACAAGUUGCGAUGGUGGCAGAAGCAGUGCUGGUCUUAUUCGCCCCGAAAGGUAAAAUACCGAAAGACAGGAGUUGGAAAGCAUGUAAAGCGAUGAUGGGCUCCGCCGAUCAGUUCCUCUCUUCACUUCGAAAUUACGACAAGGAAAAUAUUCAUCCUGAAGUCGUUAAAGCUAUUCAGCCUUACAUCAACAAUAAAGAAAGCUGUAAACGACUAACAGACAAACUUAUCUCCUACAGACUAUCAACUGCUGGACCAAACAUCUUAAGCGACGUCGAUCUAGUGACAAAUCUCGAAACAACGAAGAAAACUGCCGCGGAGAUACAAAUAAAAGUAGUAGAAGCCAGAACGACUGCAGCAAAAAUAGACGAAGCUCGGGAACUUUAUCGACCUGUCGCGUCCAGAGCCAGUCUCCUAUACUUCGUCCUAAACGAUUUGAACAAGAUAAAUAUGCUCUACCAAUUUUCCCUGAAAGCAUUCAGCGUCGUCUUUCAAAACGCUAUUAAGUUUGCGGAAGCCUCGGAAGAGUUGUCGCAACGUGUUGCAUUUUUGAUCGACAGCAUCACUCAUUUGGUUUUCGUUUACACCAGUAGAGGACUGUUUGAGAACGACAAAUUAACGUUUCUUUGUCAAAUGACCAUUCAAAUUUGCGUACAAGGAGAGGAAAUAUCGCAAGAAGAACUCAAUUUCCUGCUACAAUUCCCAUACGUCCCCGACUUGACCAGUCCCGUGGACUUUCUAUCGAACGUCAGCUGGGGUGGAAUCAAAUUUCUAAGUCAAAUGGGUGAUUUUCUGAACUUGGAAAAAGAUAUAGAAGGUGCUGCGAAAAGGUGGAAGAAAUUUGUGGAGUCGGAAACACCUGAACGAGAAAGUUUUCCUCAAGAUUGGAAAAAUAAAACUGCAUUCCAAAGGCUGUGCAUCAUGAGAUGUCUCAGGCUGGAUCGAAUGACAUACGCGAUCAAGUGUUUCGUGGAAGAGAAAAUGGGUUCAAAGUUUGUUGAAUCUAGAUCUCCUCCUUUCCACAAAUCCUUUGAAGAGACUAGUUCGAUCACGCCUGUAUUUUUCAUCUUGUCUCCCGGUGUUGAUCCGUUAAAGGACGUAGAACAUCUUGGAAAAAAACUGGGUUUCACUAUGGAUGGAAGAAAUUUCCAUAACGUAUCGCUGGGCCAGGGUCAAGAGCCCGUAGCCGAACAAGCAAUGGAAAUUUCAGCGACCGAAGGACACUGGGUUAUAUUACAAAAUAUUCACUUAGUAAAAAGAUGGUUACCUACGUUGGAAAAAAGAAUGGAACAACUUUUCGAGAGCCCUCAUGACGAUUAUCGGCUGUUUGUUAGCGCUGAACCCAGUGCCGAUCCUCAUGAAUCGCUUAUACCUCAGGGUAUAUUAGAAUCUGCGAUAAAAAUUACGAACGAACCACCGUCAGGCAUUCAAGCGAAUAUCCACAAAGCAUUGGACAAUUUUACCCAAGAAACUCUAGACUCUUGCAGCAAGGAAACUGAAUUUAAAGCGAUACUAUUCGCUCUUUGUUACUAUCACGCCGUAGUCGCGGAACGUCGGAAAUUUGGAGCACAAGGAUGGAACAGAUCAUAUCCAUUCAACGUUGGUGACCUGACAAUUAGCGUGUCUGUGCUAUUUAAUUAUUUGGAAAAUAGUAUCAAGGUACCUUGGGAAGAUCUUCGUUAUCUGUUCGGCGAAAUAAUGUAUGGUGGUCAUAUUACGGAUGAUUGGGACAGGAGAUUGUGUAGAACGUACCUGAUGGAAUAUUUAAGAUCGGAAUUAGUUGAAGGUGAAUUAUAUUUCGCACCUGAAUUCUUGGUGCCACCCAACAGCGAUUAUACAGGAUAUCACAAAUACGUAGACGAUUAUUUGCCUGCCGAGAGUCCCGUACUUUAUGGACUUCAUCCCAACGCAGAAAUUGGUUUCUUAACUACAACCGCCGAAAACUUAUUCAAAACGUUAUUGGAAAUACUAUCGAGUACUGUAAGCGAGGCGGCUUCCGGCGAAAUAUCAAGGGAUGACAAGAUCAAAGGACUCAUAGAGGAUUUAUUGGAUAAACUACCGGAAGAAUUUAAUAUGCAAGAGCUUUAUAACAAGGUUGAAGACCGUACGCCAUUUGUGACAGUAGCUUUGCAAGAAUGCGAAAGAAUGAAUAUGCUGUGCGACGAAAUAAAAAGGUCGUUGCGAGAAUUGGAGUUAGGUUUAAAGGGAGAAUUGACGAUUAACGCUGACAUGGAGGAUCUGCAAAAUUAUAUUCUGAUAGAUAUCGUUCCACCAUCUUGGACACUAAAAGCGUAUCCUUCAAGCUUAGGAUUAACCGGAUGGUAUUCAGACAUGUUGAACAGGAUAUCCGAAUUAUCCAGCUGGUCUUCAGAUUUUAAUUUACCACCAUCGGUGUGGCUGGGUGGUUUCUUCAGUCCCCAAUCAUUUUUGACCGCCAUCAUGCAACAGGCUGCCCGCAAAAAUGAGUGGCCCCUGGAUAAAAUGUGUUUACACUGUGAAGUAAUGAGAAAAUAUAAAGAAGAAGUAACAUCGGCGCCGAGGGAAGGAGCGUACAUAAAUGGAUUGUACAUGGAAGGUGCACGGUGGGAUAUUCAAGCAGCAUGUAUUAUGGACUCUCGAUUCAAGGAAUUAUUUCCAUUGAUGCCAGUAGUGUACAUCAGAGCAAUCACACAAGAUAAGCAGGAUCUUAAAAAUAUGUAUGAGUGUCCUGUGUAUAAAACACGAUCUCGAGGUCCGACCUAUGUUUGGACGUUUAACUUGAGGACGAAAGAGAGGGCUAGCAAAUGGAUCCUUGCUGGAGUCGCAAUUGUACUACAAAUUUAA
Megachile rotundata (alfalfa leafcutting bee) is the source of this 9936-nucleotide messenger RNA. Its product is annotated as dynein beta chain, ciliary. Gene Ontology annotation, cellular component: dynein complex. The record is from RefSeq and is a predicted model, not a curated record. Gene Ontology annotation, molecular function: dynein intermediate chain binding; minus-end-directed microtubule motor activity; dynein light intermediate chain binding. Gene Ontology annotation, biological process: microtubule-based movement. NCBI's taxonomy places the organism in Eukaryota, Metazoa, Arthropoda, Insecta, Hymenoptera, Megachilidae.